AUGAAGAUCGAAGAAGUGAAAAGUACCACAAAGACCCAGCGCAUCGCCUCGCACAGUCACGUUAAGGGACUAGGUCUAGAUGAGGCCGGGAACGCCAAGCAAUCUGCGUCCGGUUUAGUGGGACAGGAGACUGCAAGAGAGGCAUGUGGCAUCAUUGUGGAACUGAUCCGUUCAAAGAAGAUGGCAGGGAGAGCAGUCUUAUUGGCUGGACCUCCAGGAACAGGGAAGACGGCACUAGCGCUGGCUAUGGCCCAGGAGCUUGGAAACAAGGUGCCAUUCUGCCCCAUGGUGGGCAGUGAGGUGUACUCCACAGAGAUUAAGAAGACGGAGGUGCUGAUGGAGAAUUUCCGCAGGGCUAUCGGGCUGCGUAUCAAGGAGACGAAGGAGGUGUACGAGGGCGAGGUGACGGAGCUGACGCCGUGCGAGACGGAGAACCCCAUGGGCGGCUACGGCAAGACCAUCAGCCACGUCAUCAUCGGCCUCAAGACCGGCAAGGGCACCAAGCAGCUGAAGCUGGACCCCAGCAUCUAUGAGAGUCUGCAGAAGGAGCGUGUGGAGGUGGGCGAUGUCAUCUACAUUGAGGCCAACAGUGGAGCAGUCAAGAGACAAGGCCGCUGUGACACCUUUGCCACAGAAUUUGACCUGGAGGCUGAGGAGUACGUCCCGCUGCCCAAGGGGGACGUUCACAAAAAGAAGGAGAUCGUCCAGGACGUCACGCUACACGACCUGGACGUGGCCAACGCUCGACCCCAGGGGGGUCAGGACAUCCUGUCUAUGAUGGGGCAGCUAAUGAAGCCCAAGAAGACCGAGAUCACAGACAAACUGCGCACAGAGAUCAACAAAGUAGUGAACCGCUACAUCGACCAGGGUGUGGCCGAGCUGGUGCCAGGCGUGCUGUUUGUGGAUGAGGUGCACAUGUUGGACAUUGAGUGUUUCACCUACCUGCACAGAGCCCUGGAGAGCUCCAUCUCCCCCAUUGUGGUGUUCGCAUCCAACCGCGGAAACUGCCUCGUCAGAGGGACAGAGGACAUCUCCUCCCCCCACGGGAUCCCCCUGGACCUGCUGGACAGAGUGAUGAUAAUCCGCACCAUGCUCUACACACCCCAGGAGAUGAAGCAGAUCAUUAAGAUCAGGGCGCAGACAGAGGGGAUCAGUAUCAGUGAAGAGGCUCUUAAUCACCUGGGAGAGAUCGGCACUAAGACCACACUGAGGUACGCAGUCCAGCUGCUGACCCCCGCCAGCCUGCUAGGGAGGGUGCAGGGGAAGGACGGGGUGGAGCGGGAGCAGGUGGAGGAGAUCAACGAGCUCUUCUACGACGCCAAGUCCUCCGCCAAGAUCCUGCAGGACCAGCACGACAAGUUCAUGAAGUAACAGGACUCCCUGGCCCACUUCCUUUUUCUCUUCAUCCCUCCAUCCCCUGCCCACCCUUACGUUUGAUUAUCCCUUUUCCCCAUCGGCACCAGUAACCAAUUCUGUUAAAUUAAUUUUGUACAAGGACAAAAAUAAAAGGUAAAAAGCA
Messenger RNA from Anguilla anguilla (European eel), 1519 nucleotides. It is a transcript of the gene ruvbl1, whose product is annotated as RuvB-like AAA ATPase 1. Gene Ontology annotation, cellular component: R2TP complex; Swr1 complex; Ino80 complex. Lineage: Eukaryota; Metazoa; Chordata; Actinopteri; Anguilliformes; Anguillidae. Gene Ontology annotation, molecular function: DNA helicase activity; ATP hydrolysis activity; ATP binding. The record is from RefSeq and is a predicted model, not a curated record. Gene Ontology annotation, biological process: chromatin remodeling; regulation of transcription by RNA polymerase II; box C/D snoRNP assembly. Bases 1 to 1371 code for a protein of 456 amino acids. The transcript is spliced from 11 exons.